Molecule: messenger RNA, 549 nt
Organism: Staurois parvus
Lineage: Eukaryota; Metazoa; Chordata; Amphibia; Anura; Ranidae
Source: the annotation of a GenBank genome assembly
UCUCUGCAGCAGGACCUUACCUGUUCCGAGAUUCAGUACUGUGCUGCGCUUUGUCCGCAGCCUAUUGGUCAUCCCCUGUACUGUCUGCAGUCUCUUGGUCAUCCCCUGUACUGUCUGCAGUCUCUGCUCAUCCCCUGUACUGUCUGCAGUCUCUGCUCAUCUCCUGUACUAUGUCCGCAGUCUCUUGGUCAUCCCCUGUACUGUCUGCAGUCUCUGCUCAUCCCCUGUACUGUCUGCAGUCUCUGCUCAUCUCCUGUACUGUGUCCGCAGUCUCUGGUCAUCUCCUGUACUGUCUGCAGUCUCUGGUCAUCCACUGUACUGUGUCUGCAGUCUCUGGUCAUCCCUGUACUGUGUCCGCAGUCUCUGGUCAUCUCCUAUGCUGUGUCCUCAGUCUCUGGUCAUUUCCUGUAUGGUGUCCUCAGUCUCUGGUCAUUUCCUGUAUGGUGUCCGCAGUCUCUGGUCAUCUCCUGUACUAUGUCCGCAGUCUCUGGUCAUUUCAUGUCUGCAGUCCAUUGGUUCAGAAUAUUUUUUUUCUUGUUUUUCUCCUCU